Myotis davidii is the source of this 1085-nucleotide messenger RNA. It is a transcript of the gene RNF146, whose product is annotated as ring finger protein 146. Gene Ontology annotation, biological process: Wnt signaling pathway; ubiquitin-dependent protein catabolic process. The record is from RefSeq and is a predicted model, not a curated record. Gene Ontology annotation, molecular function: ubiquitin protein ligase activity; zinc ion binding; poly-ADP-D-ribose binding. The transcript has a single exon. The coding region runs from base 2 to 1081 and encodes 359 amino acids. NCBI's taxonomy places the organism in Eukaryota, Metazoa, Chordata, Mammalia, Chiroptera, Vespertilionidae. Gene Ontology annotation, cellular component: cytoplasm; nucleus.
GAUGGCUGGCUGUGGUGAAAUUGAUCACUCAGUAAACAUGCUUCCUACAAACAGGAAAGCGAAUGAGUCCUGUGCUAAUACUGCACCUUCUCUAACUGUCCCUGAAUGUGCCAUUUGUCUGCAAACAUGUGUUCACCCAGUCAGUCUGCCUUGUAAGCAUGUUUUCUGCUAUCUGUGUGUAAAGGGAGCUUCAUGGCUUGGAAAGCGAUGUGCCCUCUGUCGACAAGAAAUUCCCGAGGAUUUCCUUGACAAGCCAACCUUAUUGUCACCAGAAGAACUCAAGGCAGCAAGUAGAGGAAAUGGUGAAUACGCGUGGUAUUAUGAAGGAAGAAACGGGUGGUGGCAGUAUGAUGAACGCACGAGUAGGGAGCUGGAAGAUGCUUUUUCCAAAGGUAAAAAGAGCACUGAAAUGUUAAUUGCCGGGUUUCUGUAUGUUGCUGAUCUUGAAAAUAUGGUUCAAUAUAGGCGAAAUGAACAUGGACGUCGCAGGAAGAUGAAGCGGGACAUAAUAGAUAUACCAAAGAAGGGAGUGGCCGGACUUAGGCUGGACUGUGAUGCUAAUACCGUAAACCUAGCAAGAGAGAGCUCUGCCGAUGGAGCGGACAGUGUAUCGGCACAGAGUGGAGCUUCGGUUCAGCCUCUAGUGUCGUCGUCUGUGAGGCCCCUGACGUCAGUAGAUGGUCAGUUAACGAGCCCUGUGACACCAUCCCCUGAUGCAAGCACUUCUCUGGAAGACUCUUUUGCUCAUUUACAACUCGGUGGAGACAGCCUGGCUGAAAGGAGUCAUAGGGGGGAAGGAGAAGAAGAUCGUGAAUUACCAUCCUCAGGCAGGGUACCGGCACCAGACACCUCCAUUGAAGAAACUGAAUCAGAUGCCAGUAGUGAUAGUGAGGAUGUGUCAGCGCUUGUUGCACAACACUCCUUGACCCAACAGAGACUUUUGGUCCCUAAUGCAAACCAGACAGUAUCUGAUCGAUCAGAUCGAUCAAUAACUGAUGGAUCACUAGCAGGGGGUGGAACAGUGAGUGCCAGUGUCAGAUCUAGAAGGCCUGAUGGACAGUGCACAGUAACUGAAGUUUAAAUAA